GGCCACUUUCCCUUUCCCUUUCCCUUUCCCUUAUCCAUUCUGUGCCUCUCUCUCAAUACUCAAUCGGAAAAAAAACCCCUUCCCUUCUCCUUCUCCUUCCCCUCCGCCGCCCAGUUGUCGUCGCCGUUGUUGUUAUUGACGGAAGCAGAGGAAAAAAAACCCUCCCUUCUCCUUCUCCUUCCCCUCCGCCGCCUAGUUGUCGCCACCGUUGUUGUUAUUGAUGGAAGCAGAGGAAAAAAACCCUCCCUUCUCCUUCUCCUUCCCCUCCGCCGCCUAGUUGUCGUCGCCGUUGUUGUUAUUGACGGAAGCAGAGGAAGCGGAAGCAGCCCAAGAUUUUCCUCAGCUCUAAGAAGACUGGGAAAGGGAAGAGGCCUGGGAAGGGCGGGAACCGCUUCUGGAAGAGCAUUCGCUUGGGGUUUAAGACUCCGAGAGAAGCAAUUGAAGCAAUGGACGCCAAGGCUAGAAGAAGCAAAAUUUGGGAUAAUUUCACUCAAGUUGAAUCAGAGGGGGAGGUCAAGCUUCAAUGCAACCAUUGCAUGAAGGUUUUUGGAUGCUAUCCUAAUAAGAAUGGGACAGUUUCACUGUCGAGGCAUCUUAAGAUGUGCAGUAAGAGAAAUCUUCAAGAUUAAUGGAGCCUUAUGUACUUUUCUGUAUUUCAUUCUAUUAUAUUUGCUUAAACAUCAUGUAAUGGUCUUAACUAUCAUGACUCAAGAGAUUGUUUGAUAGGUUUAUGAUCAAACAAGUUAUCAGCUUUUUAAUUUCUUAUAUUGGUUCUGUAACCUUAAUGAAUCAUCUGCAAAAUCAAACUUGUUUAUGAUAUAUUCAAUCAAAAUCUAGUCACUCAUUUGUGUAAUAAUGUAUCUUCAU
Messenger RNA from Linum tenue, 867 nucleotides. Lineage: Eukaryota; Viridiplantae; Streptophyta; Magnoliopsida; Malpighiales; Linaceae. The record is from the annotation of a GenBank genome assembly.